AUGGAGAUUUAUCCUCAUUGUUUGGUUUCUCUUCUUUCAAUCAUCCUCUUGUCUGGAUUCACCUCGUCUCUCCACAUCUCUCUUGAUGAAUUUGAGUCCAACCCAGCCACAAGCCGAGCUCUUCUUCAGGCAAAAACACCAUGCAAAGAGGAUUUUGCGAGCAAGAAUUACACAAUCAUAACGAGCAAAUGCAAAGGCCCAAAUUAUCCGGCCAAGGCAUGUUGCUCCGCCUUCAAGGACUUUGCAUGCCCAUUCGCGGAAGCUCUUAACGACGAGAAGGCUGAUUGUGCCUCCACAAUGUUCAGCUACAUCAAUAUCUAUGGUCGUUAUCCUCCGGGUAUAUUCGCAAACAUGUGCAAAGAAGGCAAAGAAGGGCUUGAUUGCACCAACGUCAUGACCGCCACAUCAUCUUCUCAUGUAUCGAUCCCUCUUGUCUCCACACACGCAUUGCUUUUCACCGUUCUCUUGUUUUGCCUCUUUUAA
Eruca vesicaria subsp. sativa (arugula) is the source of this 483-nucleotide messenger RNA. The record is from the annotation of a GenBank genome assembly. Lineage: Eukaryota; Viridiplantae; Streptophyta; Magnoliopsida; Brassicales; Brassicaceae.